CCGCUAGACGAGCCGAUGGCGCGGCCCGGGAGCGUCCGGGAGCCGCUGCUCGUGGCGCUGCUACCGCUGGCGUGGUUGGCGCAGGCGGCCCUGGCGCGCGCGGCGGACUCGGUGCGCCUGGCGGGCGGCCUGACACUGGGCGGCCUGUUCCCGGUGCACGCGAGGGGCGCGGCAGGCCGGGCAUGCGGGCCGCUGAAGAAGGAGCAGGGCGUGCACCGACUGGAGGCCAUGCUGUACGCGCUGGACCGCGUCAACGCCGACCCUGAGCUGCUGCCCGGCGUGCGCCUGGGCGCGCGGCUGCUGGACACCUGCUCGCGGGACACCUACGCGCUGGAGCAGGCGCUGAGCUUCGUGCAGGCGCUGAUCCGCGGCCGCGGCGACGGCGACGAGGUGGGCGUGCGCUGCCCAGGAGGCGUCCCUCCGCUGCGCACCGCGCCCCCUGAGCGCGUCGUGGCCGUCGUGGGCGCCUCGGCCAGCUCCGUCUCCAUCAUGGUCGCCAACGUUCUGCGCCUGUUUGCGAUACCCCAGAUCAGCUAUGCCUCCACAGCCCCGGAGCUCAGCGACUCCACGCGCUAUGACUUCUUCUCCCGGGUGGUGCCACCUGACUCCUACCAGGCCCAGGCCAUGGUGGACAUCGUGAGGGCACUGGGAUGGAACUAUGUGUCCACGCUGGCCUCUGAGGGCAACUAUGGAGAAAGCGGGGUUGAGGCCUUUGUUCAGAUCUCCCGAGAGGCUGGGGGGGUCUGUAUUGCCCAGUCCAUCAAGAUUCCCAGGGAACCAAAGCCAGGAGAGUUCAACAAGGUGAUCAGGAGACUCAUGGAGACGCCCAACGCCCGGGCCAUCAUAAUCUUUGCCAAUGAGGAUGACAUCAGGCGGGUCCUAGAGGCAGCUCACCAGGCCAACCUGACCGGCCACUUCCUGUGGGUCGGCUCAGACAGCUGGGGAGCCAAGACCUCGCCUAUCCUGAGCCUGGAGGAAGUGGCCAUUGGGGCCAUCACCAUCCUCCCCAAAAGGGCCUCCAUUGACGGUUUUGACCAGUACUUCAUGACUCGGUCCCUGGAGAACAACCGCAGGAACAUCUGGUUCGCCGAGUUCUGGGAAGAGAAUUUUAACUGCAAACUGACCAGCUCAGGUACCCAGUCAGAUGAUUCUACCCGCAAAUGCACAGGCGAGGAACGCAUCGGCCGGGACUCCACCUACGAGCAGGAGGGCAAGGUGCAGUUUGUGAUCGAUGCGGUGUAUGCCAUUGCCCACGCCCUCCACAGCAUGCACCAGGCACUCUGCCCUGGGCACACAGGCCUGUGCCCGGCGAUGGAACCCACCGACGGGCGGAUGCUGCUGCAGUAUAUCCGAGCUGUUCGCUUCAAUGGCAGCGCAGGCACCCCUGUGAUGUUCAAUGAGAACGGAGAUGCGCCUGGGCGGUACGACAUCUUCCAGUACCAGGCGACCAACGGCAGUGCCAGCAGUGGCGGGUACCAGGCAGUGGGCCAGUGGGCAGAGACCCUCAGACUGGAUGUGGAGGCCCUGCAGUGGUCUGGUGACCCCCACGAGGUGCCCUCGUCUCUAUGCAGCCUCCCCUGCGGGCCAGGGGAGCGGAAGAAGAUGGUGAAGGGCGUUCCCUGCUGUUGGCAUUGCGAGGCCUGUGACGGGUACCGCUUCCAGGUGGAUGAGUUCACGUGUGAGGCCUGUCCUGGUGACAUGAGGCCCACGUCCAACCACACAGGCUGCCGCCCCACGCCUGUGGUGCGCCUGAGCUGGUCCUCCCCAUGGGCAGCCCCGCCGCUCCUCCUGGCCGUGCUGGGCAUUAUGGCCACCACUACGGUGGUGGCCACCUUUGUGCGGCACAACAACACGCCCAUCGUCCGGGCCUCGGGCCGAGAGCUCAGCUACGUCCUCCUCACCGGCAUCUUCCUCAUCUACGCCAUCACCUUUCUCAUGGUGGCUGAGCCCGGGGCCACGGUCUGUGCCGCCCGCAGGCUCUUCCUGGGCCUGGGAACGACCCUCAGCUAUUCUGCCCUGCUCACCAAGACCAACCGUAUCUACCGCAUCUUCGAGCAGGGCAAGCGCUCGGUCACACCCCCUCCCUUCAUCAGCCCCACUUCGCAGCUGGUCAUCACCUUCAGCCUCACCUCCUUGCAGGUGGUGGGGGUGAUAGCGUGGCUGGGGGUCAGGCCCCCACACAGCGUGAUUGACUAUGAGGAGCAGCGGACGGUGGACCCGGAGCAGGCCAGAGGGGUGCUCAAGUGCGACAUGUCAGAUCUGUCUCUGAUUGGCUGCCUGGGCUACAGCCUCCUGCUCAUGGUCACAUGCACAGUGUAUGCCAUCAAGGCCCGCGGCGUGCCCGAGACCUUCAACGAGGCCAAGCCCAUUGGCUUCACCAUGUAUACCACCUGCAUCAUCUGGCUGGCAUUUGUGCCCAUCUUCUUUGGCACUGCCCAGUCAGCUGAAAAGAUCUACAUCCAGACAACCACACUGACCGUGUCCUUGAGCCUGAGUGCAUCAGUGUCCCUCGGCAUGCUCUACGUCCCCAAGACUUACGUCAUCCUAUUCCAUCCGGAGCAGAACGUGCAAAAGCGGAAGCGGAGCCUCAAGGCCACGGUGGCAGCCCCACCCAAGGGCGAGGAUGCAGAGGACCACAAGUAGCAGGGCAGGUGGGAAUGAGACUGCUCGCUGCCUCUCCUUUCUUCCUCUGGCUUCACGGUGGAAGCUGUAAAGAGCCCAUGCCUACAGUGAACAGUCAGAGGAAGAGAGUCUGCAAAGACCACGCCCAGCAUGGGUGGGGCUAGCCUUGAGAAGGCACUGGACCCAGUUCUGCCCUGAUUCCAGCACUUGAGCUUCAUGCUUCCUCACCACAGACCAGACUCCCUCCCUGUGGUAGGAAACAGCCACUGAGAAGAUUCUAACUCUAGAGAGGGACUAAACUUGUUCUCUCGUUCGAGGUUUGAAGAUGAUGAUGCAGCCCGCGGCUUUGCCUGGUUUGAGGGAGAUGUCCUCUCCUCAGUCAAGCCCCAUAACCUGGGCAUUGGGCAGUGUGGAGAAACGUGUAGAUCCCAGAAUGAAACAUGGGGUCAGAGAAGAGGAGGAGCUGUCUCAGCAAGAGACCUGUGGCUGUGCAUCUGGA
Messenger RNA from Cebus imitator (Panamanian white-faced capuchin), 3121 nucleotides. It is a transcript of the gene GRM6, whose product is annotated as glutamate metabotropic receptor 6. Gene Ontology annotation, molecular function: adenylate cyclase inhibiting G protein-coupled glutamate receptor activity. The record is from RefSeq and is a predicted model, not a curated record. Gene Ontology annotation, biological process: regulation of synaptic transmission, glutamatergic; G protein-coupled glutamate receptor signaling pathway. Lineage: Eukaryota; Metazoa; Chordata; Mammalia; Primates; Cebidae. Gene Ontology annotation, cellular component: membrane. The transcript has 10 exons. Bases 16 to 2643 code for a protein of 875 amino acids.